AUGAAGGGCGCUGAUGAGCUCAAACAGACCGAAGCGCGCGUUUAUGAUGACAGCACUGAAGUGAGCAUAUUUACAGCACGUCAACUAGAUCCUAAAAGCUCUGAGAACAACUGAAUAAAAUUCAACUUCUUUAAAAACACCGAGGAUCAAAAUGACAGCGACAGCGACAGCUAGGGAUAAAAUGAACGCGUCGCUAAAUGAUUUGACGCGCUGUCUGCCACACGGCUUCUCUCUGGAGGAGAUCCCCGCAUCGGGCUCCUCUCAUGGGGAUGUGGGGGUUUGUUCUGACCAGUUCAGUGAGGCGUCGGGAGGUGGCUUGAGCACUGACAGCUUCGGCGUGGGAAAACGGGGCCUUGAACUGACAGACCCGAGCAAGUUUUCGCCACACAGUGCGCCUAUCGCCUACACAGGAAAAAUUUACAUCGACGCGCAAGGAAGUUGGAAUCAGGAGGGAAUAAUAAACUUUGUUAGUGCAGGAGUGCAAGAUAGGCCACCUUCCCCGGGAUCAUUCUCCACGGGCUCUCCCUCAGACCUCACUCCAGACUGCUCCAAAAUAGGCCAGACUCUUGCCAACAUGGAUCAUAUGUACACAGGCCCACCCCCAUACACCUGUAGUGCCGAUGGUUACCAGGACCCCUCGGCUUACCUAUCGACCACCACGUGCCCCAUAACAUACGCCACUCCGUCCUACUCAACCCCAAGGUCAACUAUAGACGGGACGUUUUUCUCCAUCAUUCCCGACUACGGGGGGCUCUAUCAGACCAGCAACAGCCAAAGGGACAACAUGGCUGUAUUUCAGGACAUCAAGCCAUUCUCAUGCUCUCUGGAGUCUAUCAGAGUCCCGCCACCUCUGACUCCCUUGAACACCAUACGAAAUUUUACUCUGGCUUGUCCGGUAGAUGGGCCGAGGCCGCCUAUAGACUGCGCCAAUCCGCAGAAUGUCCCAUUCAGGCCAAUACUGCGGCCACGGAAGUACCCGAACCGACCGUGCAAGACGCCAGUCCACGAGCGGCCGUACCCCUGUCCGGCUGAGGGAUGCGACCGGAGGUUUUCGCGCUCGGAUGAGCUGACGCGCCACCUCCGCAUCCACACCGGCCACAAGCCGUUUCAGUGCCGCAUCUGUAUGCGCAGCUUCAGCCGCAGCGACCACCUCACGACGCACAUACGCACACACACGGGCGAGAAGCCCUUCUCCUGUGACUUCUGCGGCAGAAAGUUCGCCAGGAGCGACGAGCGAAGGAGGCACACAAAAAUCUUCAGCGAUGUGAACUAA
Molecule: messenger RNA, 1273 nt
Organism: Sinocyclocheilus anshuiensis
Lineage: Eukaryota; Metazoa; Chordata; Actinopteri; Cypriniformes; Cyprinidae
Product: early growth response protein 2b-like
Exons: 2
Coding region: 152-1273 (373 amino acids)
Biological process (GO): regulation of transcription by RNA polymerase II
Molecular function (GO): RNA polymerase II cis-regulatory region sequence-specific DNA binding; DNA-binding transcription factor activity, RNA polymerase II-specific
Source: RefSeq, a predicted model, not a curated record